AUGCCUCGAGAGGACUUACGACUCCUGGUGAAGCAGGAAAGGAACCUGAGAAGUUUGAUGGACAAUAUCCAGGAUUUUGCAAACGGUUACCAAGCAGAGCGAGAUUUCAUAUCCUUAAAAUUCCGCAUGCAGAAAUUGGACGAAUUGUACGAUAAAUUCAUUCGUGUGCGGGAGAACAUUGAGGUGCUAACUGACGAUGCGGAAAUGGACGUUUGCAUACAAGGCGACGAGGAACAGGCGGCCCUUGAACGUGCGAUGAGAAUCAGCGAACGUGAAGAAGUCAAUAUGCGCAUCAUCAAGGACUUCGAGAAUCGUUUCUUCGACAUUAAACACUGUUUGGGUGUGCUGGAAGCAGCCGAAAGUGGUUCCGGUGCCAGCACUCAAAGGUCAAUUCAAGCAUCCGUUUCACAACCCAGAAUCAAACUCCCUGAAUUGAAGUUGCCAACAUUCAGCGGAAGGCUUCAGGAUUGGAUCACCUUCCGGGAUACAUUCUCCAGCAUGAUCCACAACAACCAUAAUCUGUCCGACAUCGACAAGUUUACCUAUCUCCGAACGUCGUUGACAGGUGACGCAUUGGCAGAAAUAGGUUCAAUUGAGUUGACAUCGGCUAACUACAGCAUUGCCUGGCAAGCUCUCCACAAUUCCUUUGAGAACAAAAAGCUUUUAGUGAAAUCCUACCUCGACGUUUUGUUCUCUGUCUACCCCAUGGAAGAAGAAUCCUAUGAACAGCUCCACCGAGUGGUGAAGGAUUUUGAGACAACGCUGAUGAUGCUCCAGAAGGUCGGUGUGGAAACUGAUGGGAUGACCACGAUUCUUCAGCAUAUGUUGUGUCAGCGUUUGGAUUCUGCUACUUUACAUCACUGGGAAUGCCACCACAACUCGAAGGAGGUUCCAACAUAUCCGCAGUUGAUUGAAUUCCUGAAGUCAAGGUGUAUGGUGCUCCGUCACAUCGCGAGAUUUUGUGUUAAGGGAUCUUGUCAGAUCUGCGGAAGAGGCCAUCACACCCUCCUGCAUGCUGGUCCUGUUGUAUCACAGUCCAAUUUAGAGCAGUUACGAGUUCCACAGCAUGUCAAUCAGGACGCGAAUCAACAGCCACCACAGAACCAAACAGAGAUACCCUUUGAAGAAAUCCUUCCUAAUUCCACUCUCCAGAAUCAGACACAUCUGUCACACAAUCCGAACAUGAUUAACUACCCAUCCUUCAGUACCACAGACAAUCCUUCCACUAGCCACAGUGCUUUCAUAUCCGUAAAUCCUAGUAACUUUUCAAGCACUGUUUUGCUGUCCACAGCAGUUGUUAUGAUUGAGGAUGGAUAUGGAAAUUCCAUCCCAGCACGAGCUUUGUUGGAUUCAGGAUCACAGCUAUGCUUCAUGACUGAAAGAAUUUCUCAGUCUUUGAAACUUCGACGCUAUCGACAUCAUCUUCCAGUCAACGGUAUUGGACAAUCAACUACCUGUUCCACACAGUCUGUAAUCGCUUCCAUUGGAUCUCGGUAUACCAACUACCGGUCUACUUUGAAAUUUCACGUCCUCCCGAAAGUAACCUCUGGUCUCCCCGAGAAAAAGUUCAACAUCACUAGUUGGAAGAUACCUCCCGGACUCAACAUUGCAGAUCACGAUUUUCAAAAUCCCGGUAAUAUUGAUCUAAUUCUCGGGGCUGAGAUAUUCUACGAUCUGUUGUUGGAAGGACAACACAAGUUAAACGACGUUGGGCCAGUACUACAGAAUACAAAGCUGGGAUGGAUCGUUUCUGGCAAGGUUUUCAAUGAGAACCAAGUUCAAAACCUUGCAAUUCAGCAUGAUGUCAUGCUCACAAAUAAUCACAUGCUACUUAUCUGGAGCAACAAUCCCGAGCCACCAGAAAAGGCAGAUUAG
Messenger RNA from Uranotaenia lowii, 1875 nucleotides. RefSeq lists its product as uncharacterized. Bases 1 to 1875 code for a protein of 624 amino acids. Lineage: Eukaryota; Metazoa; Arthropoda; Insecta; Diptera; Culicidae. The record is from RefSeq and is a predicted model, not a curated record. The transcript is spliced from 2 exons.